Molecule: messenger RNA, 567 nt
Organism: Botrytis deweyae
Lineage: Eukaryota; Fungi; Ascomycota; Leotiomycetes; Helotiales; Sclerotiniaceae
Exons: 2
Coding region: 1-567 (188 amino acids)
Source: RefSeq, a predicted model, not a curated record
AUGCAGCAUACAGUUUGCUCGGUAUUUUUUGGAAUAUCCAUGUCCGUAUUCUACGGCGAGGGAAGAGGCAUUCGAGAGGCUGGAAUCACCGUGUUCUCUCAGACAACAAAAAGCGAUAUCGUCAAUUUUCUACGCUUCGAUAAAAUUGAUGAUCGUCUUAACAACAUCCAGUCCGGCCAUUCAAGAACCUGCAAAUGGUUACUCACAAGUUCAGUAUACCUAGAGUGGCUGAGCGACAACAUACUACCAGAGAAUCAUAGAUUUUUCUGGAUUCGAAGCAAACCUGGAAGUGGUAAAUCCACGUUAACGAAGUUCGCUUUCCUUGAGUUGAAGAAAACAUUCCCGGGUACGCCAUUGCUCUCAUUCUUCUUCAACGCUCGGGGCACUAUUCCGGAGAAAAGUAUUUUAGGGUUGUACAGGUCAUUGCUAGUUCAGUUGUUUGAGAUAUGCCCAGAUGACCAGCAAAACAAUUUUCUGGAUAUUCCAACCUUAGGUCAUGGAACCCUAGAGGAAAGAACCCAAAGCGACAGCAAGAUUCUGAGGCAGCUUUUGGUCCAGAUGUUAUAG